AUGAACACCGCACGCAUCAUGCGGCUGCAGCCGCUCAGACAGGCGUUCAAACCCAACAGUGCCGCCAUACGUCAACCCCUCACGAAGCGAUCUUUCCACCAGAGCAGGAGUAUGUUUAGGGCGAAGGAAGAGGAUCACAGUGCCCAUACCAUCACCCAGCGAUUGAAGAGCCUGAAGAAGAUUCCUCCCGAGUUGUUGCCCUUAGGCGACGUCAUCUCCUUCGCCCUCUUCGCGGCAGCUUUCGCUAUGGGUCGCAAGCUGAUCUACGACAAGACGCUUCGUUUGAGCCCGCAGAGAAACUCAGGCGGUGCCCAUUAG
Cyphellophora attinorum is the source of this 318-nucleotide messenger RNA. RefSeq lists its product as uncharacterized. The coding region runs from base 1 to 318 and encodes 105 amino acids. The record is from RefSeq and is a predicted model, not a curated record. Lineage: Eukaryota; Fungi; Ascomycota; Eurotiomycetes; Chaetothyriales; Cyphellophoraceae. The transcript has 4 exons.